AAAAGUCAAUGUCAUUCAUUAUGUUAAGGUUACCAUGUGUUGCAUUUUGCGUGUAUAUUUUGUAUAUUAUCUUGAAAAACUGAACUAAUAGCACUUAAAUAUCCAAAAUGGUGAUCACAGAAGACAAAGAAUUCGACAUAUUCGUCGCUACUAAAAUCGGUUCCUUCAAACAUAUAAAAUACCAUACAAACUCUAUAAAAAACACAAAAAAAUGUAUAGAAAAUCUGGUGGAUAUCAAGUCCUUGCAGAAAGACGACGGGAUAACGUGUAUGGAGUGGGGAAAUCCAGAACAAACCGAAAUAUUGCUAGGACGGAAAAACCAACAGAUACAAGUGUACAACACAACGGAAGGCUUCACAAAGACGUACACAGCAGACUUUGGCACCGGUGAUGUGGUGGGCCUUGGACGGUACAAGCGGAGACUGGUAGCCGCUGUAGCUGGUGGAGUCGUGAAGGUCUGGAGCAAGAAGCAGGAGAUCACAGUUGACACUGGUGGCAAGCUCGAUCAGAUGAGAGUCUGUGAUGAUGAUUCAACAUUAUUUGCUACAGGUGGUGAGGAAAACGACCUAAAGAUCUGGCGUAUAGGAGAGACGGCCCCAGUAUUCGCAGCAAAAAACCUGCCCAAUGACUUCCUGCAACUGCGGAGGCCGGUGUGGGUGUCCGGCGUGACGUUCCUGCCCGGGGAGGGGGGGCGGCUCGCUGCUGUCUGCUCCAGGCAUGGCUAUGUCAGGUUAUACGACUCGCGAGCUCAGAGGCGGCCAGUUUGUAACGUAGAGUUUCCCAAUAUGGCGGCUACAUGCAUCGCCCCAAGCUUCGAUGAACGACAAGUUCUAGUGGGCUUCGGUCGCGGGCAGCUGCAUUUAGUGGACCUGCGGAGAGGCAAGCAGGACAAGGGAUACAAGGGAGCCGCGGGGGCUGUCACGGACGUGGUGGGGGCUACGCCCGGGGGCGGAGCCCGACUGGUCGUCAGCACCGGGCUAGACAGGCAGAUCCGCAUACACGACUACGCUAGCAAAGAGUUGGUUUACAAGCAAUAUCUAACCUCGAAGCUCACACGCGUGUUAGUUCAGACAAAGAGCUCCACCGCGCUCAGACACCCAACGGAGGAAGUCAAAGAGGAGGUGAAAGAGGAGUCUGAGGCUGAUGAGCUGGACGUGCUGUUUGAAAAUAUGGAGACUGUCGGUCACAAACCAAGAAGGAAAGUGCAGACUACGACCGGCGAGCCAGCGGCAAAGAAAACUAAGCCGUCAGCCGACGGAAGCACGACAGAACUCGACCAAGAAGAGAAUCCAGAAGACGCCAUCAAGAAUCUUCUGCGUAGCACGGAAAAGCAGAAGAGAAGGCUCGAGAAGAAGAAGAAAGAAAAGAAGGCUAGGAGUGUCUUCCAUAAUGCGUAGAAUAAAAUGUAGAUAAUAUAU
Messenger RNA from Pectinophora gossypiella (pink bollworm), 1418 nucleotides. RefSeq names its product WD repeat-containing protein 74. The record is from RefSeq and is a predicted model, not a curated record. Lineage: Eukaryota; Metazoa; Arthropoda; Insecta; Lepidoptera; Gelechiidae. Gene Ontology annotation, cellular component: nucleolus; preribosome, large subunit precursor. Gene Ontology annotation, molecular function: protein binding. The transcript is spliced from 8 exons. Gene Ontology annotation, biological process: ribosomal large subunit biogenesis. Bases 108 to 1397 code for a protein of 429 amino acids.